Menidia menidia (Atlantic silverside) is the source of this 824-nucleotide messenger RNA. The record is from the annotation of a GenBank genome assembly. Lineage: Eukaryota; Metazoa; Chordata; Actinopteri; Atheriniformes; Atherinopsidae.
AUGCCGCCUGUUAAGACCGUCUAUGUGCCCAGGUUUGGGUCCCAGCUGGGUUCCAGUCAAAGAACAGAACCGGAACUGGAGCUGGUGGAACCCAGCCCCGUGUCCCAAAAUGAAAACCGCUUGAAGAAGCGGUCCAAAAAUGGGUCUGAGAGAAAUAUUCGGUCUGUCUUGAAAAUAAAAUUACCUAAAUUCACCAGCACUCCACUGUUGAAAGUGACCAAAGACGGUACAACUCCGGCAAAAUAUGUGCUGAGGCCUUCGACAAGUAAACCCAAAACUACAGGGAACCAAGAAAGAAGAACACAGUGUGCUGAUCCUGUCUCUACCCUCGUUAAUGGGGAUGUUUUCUCUUUCUCCCAAAGAUCUGAAACAACUACCCCAAAAGAAAAGGCCCAGCUUUCAGUUGUCAGGACCAUCUCCAAGAUGCUGGAGGAGAACCGGCUAAUCAGACAGAGGCUGGCUGCUCUCCGUCAGGACAGCCGAGUCUGAGCGGUUCAGAAUGACUAUAGCAGGCCACUCAUCAGAGCUCAGAAUAAGUGCAGUUCCUCAUCAGAGUUAAAGGUGGAUAUCUCAGCACAUGUAGGAUGGAGUGUUAGAACCAUGGUUACAGCAAGUUACAUGUCAGAUGUUCUUAUUGCAGAAAGGUUUUUCCCAAUGGAAAUGUUUUCAUUUAUUUAUUUUUUGGUUAUCUUCAACAGAGGUUAUUUUUAUUGAAAGACUCCAUGUUCAAAUGGUUGCACUCUGGUUUAUUCCGUGAUGCUUAAAGUACAUUUGAUGUUAUAUUGAAAGUUCAAAGGAGUUGGUUGUUAAGGUUUAUAGUGGUA